Molecule: messenger RNA, 1764 nt
Organism: Heterostelium album PN500
Lineage: Eukaryota; Evosea; Eumycetozoa; Acytosteliales; Acytosteliaceae
Exons: 2
Coding region: 1-1764 (587 amino acids)
Molecular function (GO): zinc ion binding; protein binding
Source: RefSeq, a predicted model, not a curated record
AUGGACUGUCCAACUAUUAGAUGUGCAGAGCAUAGAAGAGAUUGUGAAUUGAUUUGCUAUCAAUGUAAUUUAGCAAUAUGUUCAAGAUGUGUAUCGAGUCAUACCAAUCACACGAUGGAUCAUAUCGAUGAUAUUGCAGAUAGCAAAUUAUUAGAUGACAACGAACAUCAGACAAAGGAAUGUCUUAUAAAAUCGAGAUUAUCGCAGCUAUGGUCGACGAUGAGAGAAUUAACCGAGCGAUGCCAUUCAUUACAAUCUCAAGAAGGUGAGAUAUCAGGUUAUUUCGGUGGUUUCCAUGAAUACCUGGUACUCCAAGAGCACAAAUUGAAAAAGACAAUCAGUACAGACUUUGAACAACUCAAACAACAUUUGGAAACACAGUUAUCAGAGUUGAAAUCGUUGGUCAAUAUAUUGAAAAUCACUAGCACUGCCGCUCAGCACAAUGGUCAAAAUGGACAAUCUGCUGCAUCUUCUUCGUCAUCAUCGUCAUCUAUGUCAUGUGAUGGUGACAUUCAUGAGGAUACAACCGAUCGAUAUCAAUUGGAAAAUAUAAUUAAAUCAAUUAAAGAGACGGAAUCAAUCAUUAGUUUCAUAGAGAAUAACAAUAGUACUCUAUUCUACAAUCCCAAUCAUCAUGGCAAUGAACGGAUCAACGAUAGAGAUUUCAAAUUGGAGCUUUUCGAUUUGAUGAUCAAACAUAACUCGCAAUUCAAUUUAACAUCGAGUUUGACCAAUGAAAUCAGCAAUGACUAUAAACUAUCUAUUAAUCAAGAUGGAAUUAACAAUUCAAAGAAUUUAAUUGAACAGUCAUUAAAGGUGGUAGUAGUGCCGCCACCUCUGAGACAAAUAAAUAAACAACAACCGAAUGAAGUGGCAGCAGCAGUAAUACAACCUAAACAACUAUAUAUUGUUGCAGCGGAUAAAGAGUUUGGUAUUACAUUCAUCAAUAUCAACACUAAAGAAAAAGAAUCAUUUAAAAUCGAUUAUAAUCUUCAUUGUACUUUUGCCAAUUUCCUGCGAAUUGGCGAACAUCUCUAUGUGUUUGGUGGUAGUAAAGCCAAGAACACUCAAGAUAAAUACUGUAGAAUUUCACUGGCUACGAAAUCAAUCGAUCUAAAUGGAGAUAUCGAUGGACUACUACUUGGAAGAUCGAUAUCAUUGUGCUACGACGGUCAGGAUUACAUCUACUUGAUCAACGGGUACAACGAAACCAAAAAGAAAUACCUAAAUAGAGUCGAUCGAUUCAAUAUUAACACCCGACAAUUUGAAAAGUAUCAUGUGUUUGUAACUAACGAUCUACUUGGUGUACACAUACUAUCGUUCUUCCAUCAAGGAAUGAUCUAUUCGAUUCCAUAUAAUCGUAAUGUCAUCGUACAAUUCGAUACAGAGAACAAAACAUCGUCCGAUAUCAAAAUACAAAAGGUUCUGAACACCUCUAAACCAAGAGCGGCCUGUACCGAUGGCAAUGGUUCGAUCUAUAUUCACACCGAUGAUAUGCGAUUCAUCCGAUACAACAUUGAAACCGAGAAAUUCACCACAUUGGAACCUCUUAUUACUUUAGGUGAUGUACUAUCAAUGAACUAUCUCACAGUCAACAACAACAACAACAACAACAACGAUAUACAAUCCUCUUACAUCUAUUUGGUUGGAGGUCAUUCCUAUGGCAACCAUAGAUAUAACAUUUCAAGUUGUGAAUGGGAAUUGUUUGAUAUGGAAGACGAUCGCAAUAGAAUUUGGUGUGGAUCAAAAAUAAUUGAAAUAUAG